Kluyveromyces lactis is the source of this 1887-nucleotide messenger RNA. RefSeq names its product Slk19p (gene SLK19). The record is from RefSeq and is a predicted model, not a curated record. The coding region runs from base 1 to 1887 and encodes 628 amino acids. NCBI's taxonomy places the organism in Eukaryota, Fungi, Ascomycota, Saccharomycetes, Saccharomycetales, Saccharomycetaceae. The transcript has a single exon.
AUGGAUUUCGGAGAUAAACCCAAGCUAGAGUUUGCUGGCUCUGGUGAUAAGCUUAACUCUCCUAUAAGAUUGGUUCCUGAUGAGAGCAACAAGGAAAACGUACACGCAUUGGAAAGCGAUGAUCAACAGAGCGAUAAGGAGCAGACCUACAAGAGAAGUAAAAUAGAGUACUCAUCCCCAGAAAAGAUUGAGAUGCUUAAUAGUUUAUCUCCUAUAAAAAUAGAUAUCGAAGGAAAUGAUGGAAUUGAGUCUGAUUUGAAAAAAUCAGUCGCCACAGCCAUUGAAGAAGCAGUGCAAGAUUUCAAAAAGGAUUCAAAAGCGGAAGAAGAUGAAGAAGAGGCAUUCGGCAAGUUAAAUAAUGGAUUUCGUGGUUAUCAUGAAUCCUCCACUGCAAACGCUUCUGGAUCAGCUGGUUCUGAUGCACCACAACAUGCUCACUGCCAUGAGUCAUUGUCACCGAUAAGGUCGUAUGGUGAUAAAGAGAUGCCUCUCGACCCAUCAGACCCCACAGUCUGGGAGAAGAAGUUUGAUGAUUUAUCAUCCGUAAUAUGGGAUAAAUAUGAAGAGAUUAAGUAUCUCAAUGAUACUGUACAGAACUUACGAGAAAGAACAGUAGAAGCGGAAUUUAAUAAAGAGAGAGACAAAUUGGAACUUAUCAAAUGGGAGCAGAAAUAUGGCGACGUAUUAUCAAAACUGUAUAGGAGUGAGCAUAAACUCGAACAGUUUGAUGAAUUGAAACUCCAAUUUGAUAGUGUCAGCAAAAAGUUCGAAGCCUGCAAACAAAAAUUGAAAGAGGUCAAAAUAGAGUUAUCUAUGACAAAUCAGAACAACCACAUUCUAUCUGAGAAGUUCGAGAAAGAAUAUACCAAAUUCACUGAGAAUGAAAACUUGGUCAAUGAAUGGAAAGAUAAACAUGAUUCUUUACUAUUGGAACUUAAUGUGAAGACCAAGGAACUCAAGUCAAUUACCGAUGAGCUACGCUCGUUAAAGGAACAAUAUGAACGAAACGAAAACAAGUUGUCUGAAGUUGAAAGUGAAAUACAGGAGCUGCGUAAGAAAAUGGAAGAAGAGACAAUUGUAUUCCAAGACACAAUUAAACCUAGAGAUCUAAGUAUAACCGAGCUAAACAAAAAAUUACAGCAAUUUGAAGCAAAUGGUUCAGAUGAAGUUAGCUCUUUGAAAAGUAAGCUCCAAAUCACUGAAGCAGAAUUAGAUAGUAAGAAGAAUGAAAUUGAGUCAUUGAAUUUGAAGCUCAGUACAAAGGAAACAGCAUUAGAAGAGCUUAGGUCACAUAUCACUCAGGUCACCGAGGAUAAAGAGAAAUCAUUAUCUGAGUUAGAGCAGACCAAAAGGGACUUAGACUCUCUUACAAGCAGAAACGGCAACAUAGAAUCCGAACAUUUAGCAGAACUAGAAAGAUUACACGAAAAUAUGUCGCAUAUGGAAACUAAUCUGAAGCAAAACGUCAAAACUAUCGCUAAUUUAAAUGAAACUGUCAACAAUUUUGAGAAUAAAUGUAAAUCAUUGGAAGCAGAAAAUAUCGAUUUGAAAGCACGUCUAACACAGACAGAAACCAAUGUUAACAAAUCAGAAACGGAUGAACUCCGAGCUAAGAUCCAGAAAUUGGAAAAAAUGGUUGCAGAUUCAGAAGCAGAAACUAACAAAAAGUUGCAAUUAUUAGCUGAAGAUCUUUACAUCCAAUACUCUUCCAAACACGAGCAAAAAGUCAAGAUGCUCAAGAAAGGGUACGAAGCCAAAUACCAAGACCUGUUGGACAAACUAACAGUCGAAAAUAACGCAUUGCACGACGAAGUGGAUCAAUUGCAAAAAGCAGUGGAAAUAGAGAGAGCGGAAAAACAAGAGCUAAUAAAGUCUCUUGACAACUAA